AUUUCGUAUGGAAUUCCAGUAAAUACUUUAUAGUUUUGCCACAAUUUUGAGGAUAUUGCGCCUAAAUAUCGGAGGCCAGUAUGUCGGAGCAUGUGUUCAAUGUUACGCUGCACUACCCAGGUCCUUGGGGCUUCCGUUUAGCUGGAGGAGUAGAUUUCAACCAACCUCUGUCGAUUUCUCGGAUCACACCAGGUGGAAAAGGCGCAGUUGCUAAUAUAUUACCCAAUGAUGUUGUUCUACGUAUUGAUGGUGAAGAUGCCAUGCAUAUGACCCAUUUAGAUGCACAGAAUAAAAUAAAGAAUUGCGUGGGAGAUUUGUCGCUAACAUUGACAAGAUUUGAUUUUAUCAUACUUACAUUCCCGGGUUUAGAACUUAGAAUUCAUGAAUCAGCCGAAAAGAAGGAAUUUGAACCCAACAGAUGA
Molecule: messenger RNA, 422 nt
Organism: Saccoglossus kowalevskii
Lineage: Eukaryota; Metazoa; Hemichordata; Enteropneusta; Harrimaniidae
Product: PDZ and LIM domain protein 5-like
Biological process (GO): actin cytoskeleton organization; muscle structure development
Cellular component (GO): adherens junction; stress fiber; filamentous actin
Molecular function (GO): actin binding; muscle alpha-actinin binding
Source: RefSeq, a predicted model, not a curated record